This is a messenger RNA of Sitophilus oryzae (rice weevil), 3037 nucleotides long. Its product is annotated as inositol-trisphosphate 3-kinase homolog. Gene Ontology annotation, molecular function: protein binding; inositol tetrakisphosphate kinase activity; inositol-1,4,5-trisphosphate 3-kinase activity. Lineage: Eukaryota; Metazoa; Arthropoda; Insecta; Coleoptera; Curculionidae. The record is from RefSeq and is a predicted model, not a curated record. Gene Ontology annotation, biological process: inositol phosphate biosynthetic process. Gene Ontology annotation, cellular component: cytoplasm; nucleus; plasma membrane. Bases 69 to 1205 code for a protein of 378 amino acids. The transcript is spliced from 3 exons.
AAAUUUUCCUUUAAUUGUUGAAAAUUUAUUGUGACAAUCUGUGUUUUGUGUACUAGUGAAGUAACAUAAUGUCGGACACUGGAACUCAUUUUCCUCCGCAAACUUAUUCAUCGAUAUUCAACUUGAAUGCGUUGGCUGAGGAAGAAAGCAGUGCAAGUUCUAAAGAAAAUGGAGUAAAAGAAGAGGGUUCUCAAAUACUUGAUUGCUUUAUUACUUCGAUGGAGCGAACAUUUUUAAUUUUCUUAUAUUAUCUGUUCAUUAUUCGGGCAGAGAAUAAUUCAACACGAGAUUGUUCAUCAUGCUCUAAUAGUACUGUAAAUAAUGAAGACUGGACUUUAGAGAUAAAGUUGGAUCUCAGUAGAAAAAAUUUGUCUAAACUGAACGAUAAACAGCUUUUACCGUUUUCGUGUUUAACCGAAUUAAAUUUAAGUAGAAAUAACUUUCAGUCGUUGAGUUCCAGUUAUUUUAAAGGCUUGAGUAAUUUAAAGUACCUAAAAUUUAAUAGAAAUAAGAUUGAACGCAUUAUCGAGUCAUGUUUUGUUAAUUUGGAGAGUUUAGAAAUGUUAGAUCUGUCGAGGAAUACCAUAAGCGUAAUCGAGGAUUCUGCAUUUCGUUCACUAAAUCAAUUAAAAAAACUUUUAUUGUCUCGUAAUUCUAUAGCGGAAAUAAGGAACAAAACCUUUAACGACCUGUCUGAUUUGCGAGAAUUGGACUUAAGUUAUAAUAAUCUUAGCUUUGUUAUGACCACUAUGUUAAGGAAACUGAGCUCUUUAGAGACUUUAAAUCUUUCAAAUAAUAAAAUUGUUAUAUUUUCUGUAAAGGACGUUAUUUUUCCAAGGCUUCUUUCUUUGAACUUAUCAAGUAAUAGAAUACCGUUUAUUGAUAUUGACAUGUUUAACAUAACAUUUACCAAUGAGUUAUUUAGUGUUGAUAUAAACUGUAAUCAGUUUUCGUGUACUGCAUUAGAAUUAACUUUGAAAACUGCGGAAAAAAUAUAUGUUAAACUUGUACCAGGUGUGGAAGUUCACAAUAAGAGAAGUCGUGAAGGUAUUUUUUGCAUAAUUGAGAGAGAAUCGCACACUUUGAAUAUUAUAAUGACCUUAGUUCUUAUUACUAUCAUUCUUGCACUUUUGUUGUGUAUUGAUCGCAGUAUGGGGUAUCGCUUCAUUAACAAGUUGUUUUGCUGCUUUAAAACUUGCAGAUAGAAUGAUAUUUCCCCAUUUAUAAAUUUUAUUUUAUGUAUGUAUGUAUUUACAUCAGUAGUUAUAUUAGUCAUUUCAUGCUUUUAGAAUUCUUCAUGUACAUUCUACUGAACAUGGGUCAUCUCUAACUCGAGUAUAGCAAAAAAACAUGUUUUAUUCUGUUGAGUCAAAUAUAAGCACCCUGUUUUCAAAACGUUAUUAUAGUUUUCUGCUUUUUUAUUUAUUGACAUGUUUUACUAGCAUAUUCUUCUAAGGCGGACUCCGACGACUCGUGUACUGUGCAAAUAAUUGUGAUAGGCAUACAGGGUACGGUCGUAGCAUACAGGGUAAUACAUCGUAGAUCCUAUAAUAAAUAACUUAGAUAUUUUGUAUAGAUGUAUACCCCUGUAUACUAAUAACAAAUAUUUGCCAAGUACACACGAAUCGUCUCAUAUUUAACGAAAAAAAAAAACUUCAGUGAAAAUAAAUGGGAAAUAAUUUAAGAGUUGUUCCAACACAGCAGAGAACCCGUUCGUAGUACGUUUACGCUUAUGCGCAGUAGAGAAAAUGCGUUCCAGCAGCGAGAAAAUCGUUUAGCGAACGAUAACUUUUGCGUUCCAUCCAGAAUUGUAAUUGUUCGUGAGCCGUAUUUGGAACAGUAAUUUCGAUACCAGCCUAAAAGCAGGAAUCAAAACAACUGACCGGCGCACACACGGCAAAAUGCUUGACAAAAAUUGAAAUUACAAAUAUUUUGUUUCGUAUGUUUAUCCACUCACUGUCAUUCUUAUAAAAUCUGUGGACCUAAUUUUAAAUGUUAUAAAUUUUUUCGAGCAACUAUACCGGUACAAGCGGUACCAAAAGUUGUACAAACGUGGAGCGCAAAAAGCCUUGUUCUCAUGGAGCAGAAAAUCGCGUUGCGGGAACGGAAUAACGCUUAUUGUCGAAGAAAGUAAAAUUGGUUCACAUGAAGCGGAAUUCCGGAUGCGCAUUUUUAUAUAAAUUUAGGGUAUUUCAGAUUAUUUUCUAGUGAUUUUUUUAAUGUCAGAACUUUUAUGCACUAAUUCAAAAACACACUUGUCUUGUCACUACAAGGCAAGUGUGUUUUUUAAGUAAAUAAACAAUAAACAAAAAUAUUUGUAACUUGUAUAUUAUUCUAUUAAUUAAUUUAAAUUUUAUGGUGAUUAUGGAUACUAAUAUUGCUAACAAUUAAUACAAUUAUAACUAUUAUCAAUGGAGAAGGCAGUAGGUACAUAGUUGGAUUAAUAUUAAUUUAUGAAUGGCCUAAUAACAAAAAGUCUUUACAAAAACAUAUAAUAAAAAAAGGAGAAUGUGGGUCAGAGAUAUUUUCUUAAAAAAUGUCUGAGCAAGCAAUCCCAACUCCAAAAUUAAAAUUCAAACUACCAAAACAAUCAAAACCAAAACAAACAGCAACUUCCCUCCCAAUUUGAGGUUAAGUUAAAAAUUAAACGAAGAAAGAACAUGUUUAGACAAAGAUAGACUAUAAAAACUCGCUAAAAAGUUAAAAAUAGUUUAACUUUUUGCGGAUCCGUCAAAAGUUGAAAUUUUCCCGUAGCGGGACAAUUUAAAAAAAAUCCGCGCUCGCAACGCGAUUUUCUGUCCCAUGAGAACUAGGCUAAAGAGUGUCAUUUACACCCAGCACAGCCAUUUGAAAAAUAAUUAUCAUUAUGGACAAUAUAGCUACAGACAUGUAGUACAAUUAAAUAACAUCAACGUAAUAAAUUUGGACUGUUUUGAAUGUAGAUUAAAUAUAUUUUAAACCAAUGACUAAAGAAUAUAAGGACAUGUAACGCCCCUAUACGGGCUGCUGCAGAAUUUGUGACCUUUUUUUUUGUUUU